AAGAAAGAAGAUUCCACCUAAACAUUAGGAAGAACUUCCUGACUGUAAGAGCUGUUUGGCAGUGGAAUUUGCUGCCAAGGAGUGUGGUGGAGUCUCCUUCUUUGGAGGUCUUUAAGCAGAGGCUUGACAGGCCUCAUAUGUCAAGAAUGCUUUGAUGGUGUUUCCUGCUCUGCAGGGGGUUGGACUGGAUGGCCCUUGUGGUCUCUUCCAACUCUAUGAUUCUAUGAUUCCAGAAUUAAUUACGUUUGUAUACUCUCCUUCAUCUGUAGAUCUCAGCUUAAAAAUACAAGGAAAAACCCACAAAAUACAUAAUAAAAACAAGAACAAGAACAAAACAAUAUUCCCCGUCCCACCAAAUGCAUGUAAAAGGAUAUAGGAUGUUAUUCAGCCUGGUUGAAGAGGAACGUUUUUGCCUGAUACCUAAAGGUAUAUACGGUAUAAUGAAGGUGCCAGGCGAACCUCCCUGGGGAGAGCAUUCCACAAACGGGGAGCCGCGACAGAAAAGGCCCGUUCUCAUGUUUCUGCCAUCCGGACCUCUCGCGAAGGAGGCACACAAAGGAGGGCCUCCGAUUAUUAUCUGUCCAGGACGGUUUAUAUGGAGAGAGGUGGUACUUGAGGAAUUGCAGUCCUGAGCCGUUUAAGGCUUUAUAGGUCAAAUCCAGUACUUUGAAUUGGGCCCAGAAGCUAAUUGGCAGUGAGUGCAGUUGGGCCAGGAUAGGUAUAUGCUCAAACCGUGAGCAGCCUGGCCUCUGAAUUCAGCAAAAAGGGGGCGGGGGAACACACACCAAAGACAGCUAUUAAAAUAACAGUAGAACAAACAAACAAACAAAAACAGAGCUUCUAAGUUCUGAAGUUUUCAUGAAGGAAUAAAUAUCUCGGUAGUGGCACCCGCCCUGUGGAACACCCUUCCAUCAGAUGUCAAGGAAAUAAGCAGCUAUCCUAUUUUUAAAAGACAUCUGAAGGAAGCCCUGUUUAGGGAAGUUUUUUAAUAUUUAAUGCUGUAUUGUUUUAACACUCGAUUGGGAGCUGCCUAGAGUGGCUGGGGAGACUUAGUCAGAUGGGCAGGGUACAAAUAAUAAAUUAUUUAUUUACUUAUUUAUUUAUUUCCUCCUUGAUAAAGAUAUAUCUGAAACACACGGUGAGCAUUUCACUCUUCAUAGCCGCUUUUUGUGUGAGUAAAACCUGCAAUUAAAUGGUUGCUCUGUGUGUGUAUUUAGUUCUUUUGAAGUACAAGUCCUUUUUCGUUUUAUAGAAUGGUAUUCUUCCACCAUUCUGUUCUGAAGAAAUGCACGUCAGAUCUAAAAAAGUUCACAUUUUCAAGGAAAGUGGUGAUUGUGCACAUUAAAAGUAUUGUUAGACAUGUAGAUAAAAUAAAUAAUAAAUAAUGGGUGUCUCCAAAACUGGUGGUGUUUGAUGUAACCACAAGCAUAACGGUGAGACAAAAAUCAUUGGAGAAGAAACAGUCUUAGAGCAUUCAGGCUAAAUGCCUUACCAUACAGUAUUGUGGUGUAAAGCUUUGAGGGGCAGAGACCACAUUAUCUGAUACAGAUCUUGCACAUUUGAGGAAACCCUCAAGUCGUAUUUGCUCGUUUCUUGCUUUGUUAGUCAGUAGCAGCAGCAGCAAAGACUGCUCACUGCAACAUUUUGGUGGAACAACAGAGCUAUCGCACUUCUGCAGUCCGGCUACUGCAGAAGGUGAGCAGGCAGAUUAUGCCCAGCUCAGCCUCACCCUAAGAACACCCCAUUUUGGAGCAUUCUGCCAGGCACUGCCAAGCGGGAAUAUUAAUUUUAUUUAUUUCUUUAUUUCAUAAAAUUUAUACACUGCUUGGUUCUAAAAUAGAAAUGAUAACUGAACUGGUUUGUGCAUUGUGGUUUAUUGCGAAUGAGUAGCUCAUGGUCUGGAGUACAACAAAACUGGAAGUGCUGGUUCACAUGUAAAGCUAAGCCAAGGCUCUUGGUUCGUUGCGCCUGGCUGCAGACAGGGUGGAGCAGAAUGGGAGUGAUUUAGUAUCAAGAAGGUACUAGUGGAACACCCUUCCAUCAGAUGUCAAAGAAAUAAGCAGCUAUCCUAUUUUUAAAAGACAUCUGAAGGCAGCCCUGUUUAAGCAAGUGCUGUAUAUUCCUGCGUAUAAGACUACUUUUUAACCCAGGAAAAUUUUCUCAAAAGUCGGGGGUCGUCUUUCGUAUUUCUUACAAGGUGAGUAUAUCCCAGAUUCUAUAUUUUAACUGGAAAAGUGGGGGGGGGGGGUCGUCUUAUAUGCCCAGUCGUCUUAUACGCCGGAAGAUACGGUAUUUAAUAUUUAAAGCUGUAUUGUUUUAACACUCGAUUGGGGAGACUCAGCCAGAUGGGCGGAGUACAAAUAAUAAAUUAUUAUUAUCAUAAACCAUGGCUUACCAUGAUGCGUGGAUCAGCUCAGUGUCUGAGGCCGUGUACAGCAUUCAAAAUUUGCCAGGCGCCAGGUGUCUCUUGCAACUGGCUAUUGGCGACUUGCGACCAUGUGAAGAUGCCCGGGAGCCAGGAUGGUGCCUGCCCUCUCCACCAUCUGGAGGUGGAUGCCUGGGGGAUCCUUGGAUCCGGACUGUUUUCACAUCCUGUAGAAUUCUAUCCGUUAUAUUUCAUAUGCACAAUCGGAAUGAUGAUAAUAAUAAUUUAUUAUUUGUACCCCUGCCCAUCUGGCCGGGUCUCCCCCGCCACUCUGGGCGGCUUCCAACACACAUUAAAAUACAUUAAAAUAUCACAGAUUAAAAACUUCCCUAAACAGGGCUGCCUUUAGGUAUUUUCUAAAUGUCAGGUGGUAGUUUAUCUCUCUGACCUCUGGUGGAAAAUAGAACUUUUGAGUCACCUGGCCCAAAAAUGGCAACUAGGGAUUCCAUCCUGGUUUAAGGGGGUCAUUUGGUUCCUAGCUUAUAUAUUUGAAUUUCUAACACUGCUUGUCUACACAUUUCUGUUUACUCUGCAUCCUAUGUUCUCCCACUGCUGUCUUAGAAAAGCUUGUAUACACGACGUCAGCCACAAUCCAUAUCUAUCCUGAAGUUUCUUGUGAAAUACUGCAUUUUGAUACAUUCCCACCACCCCAAUCAGCUUUGAUUUGAAUUGAGAACUACUCAUUAGGUAAAGGCAUUCCUGGCUGAUCUCUGCAUGCCAUUCACAUGCAGUGAGUGAUGUAGAUACAACAGGGUGUACAACAGGGUGCAAAUGCAUUUAAAAUACAGUGAAAAUAAAUGACCUCGCUGACCUUUAAGCUGGUAGUGUGUACACAGCCAUUGUCAAGGUUUUGGCAUCCUGGUGUUGAAAUACAUCUGUACAUCAUGUUUAUAACAUUUGUUGUUGUUUAGUCGUUUAGUCGUGUCUGACUCUUCGUGACCCCAUGGACCAUAGCAUGGACCAUAGUACAUACUGUACUGCUAACAUUGCCAACUUAGCAGUUCUAAAGCACGUCAAAGUACAAAGUACAAGUAGAUAAAUAAGUUCCACUACAGCGGGAAGGUAAACGGUGUUUCCAUGUGCUGCUCUGGUUCACCAGAGGCGGCUUGGUCAUGCUGUACGCCGGCUCCCUCGGCCAAUAACGGGAGAUGAGCGCCGCAACCCCAGAGUCGGUCACGACUGGACCUAAUGUUCAGGGGUCCCUUUACCUUUAACCCUGGUUUUUAAAAACAGAUGGAACAGUGAUGGUGACAGCAGUCACGAAAUUAAAAGACGCCUGCUUCUUGGGAGAAAAGCAAUGACAAACCUAGACAGCAUCUUAAAAAGCAGAGACAUCACCUUGCCGACAAAGCAAUGCAGAGUGAAGAUCACACUAUUAACCUGAAAAGGGAAUGCUUGUCUUCUGCGCCAUGCUCUAAGGUACCUGCACAUGAAGAUGAUAAGGCCAAGUGGGUUUUUAAAAGGCAUGUCAUCCUAGUUGUGAUUGGCCUUUGCUUUGUCUACAUGGUCAAAUUAAGCUUGCAUUCCAAAGAAUGUGACAUGGCAAGAAUUCAUUAUGUCAACCCUGAGCACGCAAAGAGAGCACAAAAGUAUGCGGAGCGAGUUGUUCAAGCUGAGUGCCGACCAUCUUUUGUGAAGAAAGGGAUGGGCAGAUUAUUUAUGGAAAAGUACAGUGUGAAUGCGUUUCCAUUUGUAAGAAGAGACAUAAAUUCGCAAGAAGCCAUCUUCAAAUACGAACCACCCUUUGGAUUUCACAAGUUUUCUGAAAAACUUCAAGACCUGUUGGAACUUUUACCCGAAUAUGACCUGCCGGAAAGCUUGCAAUCGAAGGCUUGUAAGCGCUGUGUUGUCAUUGGGAGUGGAGGGGUUCUUAAUGGACUGGAGUUGGGCUACGCCCUGAACCAAUUUGAUAUUGUUAUAAGGUUAAAUAAUGCACCAGUUCAGGGAUACACAGAUGAUGUUGGUAAUAAAACUACCAUAAGGAUGACAUAUCCAGAAGGUGCCCCCUUAUCUGAACAUGAGUAUUAUCCAAAUGGCUUAUUUGUUGCUGUUUUGUUUAAAAGUGUUGAUUUUGACUGGAUUCAAGCAAUGGUGAAAAAUGAAACACUUCCACUCUGGGUGCGGCUGUUUUUUUGGAAGGAGGUAGCCGAGAAAAUACCAGUGCCACCUAAACACAUUCGCAUCUUAAACCCGUUAAUAGUCAAAGAGACGGCUUUGGAUAUUCUGGAGUACCCUGAACCUCGAGCAAAGUUAUGGGGGUGGGAUAAGAAUGUGCCUACAAUCGGUGUGAUGGCAGUGGUCCUGGCCUCACAUUUAUGUGACGAAGUGAGUAUAGCUGGAUUUGGAUACAAUCUGAGUCAACCCAACACCCCACUGCAUUAUUUUGACAAUCUUUGCAUGGCUGCGAUGAAUGGCCAGACAAUGCACAAUGUGACUACAGAAGCAAAAUUUCUUCAGAAGCUGAUAAAAGAGAGAAUUGUAAGAGACCUCAGUGGAGGAAUACAUUGCGACUUCUGCAGAAAGGCAAGUUAGUGACUGAAAAUAAGCCCAAAGACUGGAUUCUGUGUGUUCCUGCAGGCUCCUCCUCCCCAAAGGAGGCACUCUCAGUGUUUCCAUCUUGCAAGAUGCCCUAAAGGACUUUUUAUUACUGUGUUCAGCUGCUUUCCUUUUUAAUUUUAUGUUCAGUUGGGUAAGUAUUUUUUAAUGUACAUGAAAAUAAUGUUUUGCUUCCCACAAGGAUUUUGUGGGUAAUUUAAAUUUCCUUAAUGCAUAUUUAAUGGUUUAGUGUUUGGAAAGAGACCCAGAACCUUUUUAUUAUAUAGGUUGCCUAGAGCUGUGUUUCUUGAUUUCAUGAAGGAAAAAGUUCUCAGUUGGUGUUCAUUCUAACAUCUUGCAGCACUUUUAAAUGUGUGAAAUAUUAUUAUUAUUAUUAUUAUUAUUAUUAUUAUUACUAGAGAACAUGAAUAUUGGGAAAUGGAAGUGACUCUCAUUACCGGGUGAAGCGAUCACUUGCAUUCCCUUCCACAGACCAUUUUCCUGACAUUUUAAUUCUUCCUCCAGACUGCAGAGCCAAAGGGUUUCAAAGCCCCUUUUCAGUGACACGGCCAGAAAGUGCAGCGCCUACUCCCAAUUUAGAGGCCAAGGCCUUUUAUAAUUACCAAACACGACCUGGGCUGGGGCUGUUUGAAAUCCGUCCUACUGUGAAGAAGCUGACUUCCUUGAAAUAAGCAAAUAAGAACAAUUUUGAUAACCUGGUAUUACAGUAUUAUAGGUGUUUGCUAGGUGUUAAGUAUUUCUCUCCUUCCAAGUCAUGCAUUACCUAGGGAGGUAUGGCAGCUUCCCAUAAGAUUAUGUCUUUCAAACGUGGUAAACCUGUGGACCCAUGAGUUUUGGGGGGCAGGCACCCCCAAUGUGGGUGGUUGCUGUGAAUCACAAACCCAGACAGCUCCCUCCUCUUUCUGGAGCACGCAUCUGUUAGCAGCUGUAGAUGGGGACAGGAGGAGAGGCAAGAUAUCGGCGCCUCUUUUUUUGCUGCCCAUGACCCCUAUUGCAGAGUGGCACUGCCAAGGGACCAUCACACCAACGAGCGUCCUCUUACCAUCCUCACACCAAGUGGUAAGAGUUGGAGUCCAGCAACGUCUCGAGGGCUGGCAGUUCCCCAGUCCUAAUGUUAAGGAUGGCAUAUGUAGGAACAACAAAUGAAAGAGUAUUUACUGUUACGCGUUGGCUGCUGUAGUCCGAAAUAGUAAUUUCACGAAGAAUAAGGUUUCUAUCAAGAUGAGCUUCCCAUGUGGUGCCGGUGGCAUGAUGGGACCCAUAGUAGAGAUGCUUCUUCCUACAAGAGAAACCCCUGCAGAAGAUCAUGUGGGAGAAGCCCAGCUUUCCAGGGGUGGGGGGUGCUGGUUCCUGGCAUACAGUAAAAGUACAGUGUUGACCUCUCAAGUUAUUGCCCUGAUAUUAUAGCAAGGAGCGACACUGUGCCAGUUUUCAUGGGUAACAUAGGAUCUAGGGCCCCUCCAGACUGGUUUUUUUUUAUUGCAGGGAUAUUCUGCAUCAUUUUCUUGGCGCAUUACUAGUGCAUUAAUGGUGGGUGCGUUGUGCUUUAUUAGUUGUUCUGCGAUGCUUCCCUAACACUACGUUAUUGAUCUCCAGAGGAGCAAUAGGAGCAUAAGAAGCUGCCUUAAACAGAAUCACACCAUUGAUCCAUCUAGCUCGGUGCUAUCUGUUAUCAUUAUUUGUUAAAUUUAUAGACAACCUUUCAUCAGGAGAUCACGGGGUGGUUGACAACAUAACAUGGACAAGGAAGAGGUGGGCAGUCUUGAUGGAGCACUCUUCUCAAUCAGUGCUGAAAGUGAUUGUGGAGAAGGAGUAGAUAUUAAUAAUAAUAAUAAUAAUAAUAAUAAUAAUAAUAAUAAUAAUAAUAACCUGCCCAUCUGGCUGGGUUUCCCCAGCCGCUCUGAGCGGCUCCCAACAGAAUGUUAAAACUGUGAUAAAACAUUAAAACCUUCAGAUGUCUUCUAAAAGUCAGAUAGUUGUUUAUUUCAUUGACAUCUGAUGGGAAGGCGUUCCACAGGGCUGGUGCCGCUACCGAGAAGGCCCUCUGCCUGGUUAAUGAUACAGUCUUACGUUUUGCUAAUACAAGCAACUCCCCCAUUUAUGCGGGGUUACAUUUUGAACCCAUGCACCCAUCAGGGAAAUUGCAUAAAAUGGGGAGUCACGUGUCCCAUGAACCACCACUUUCCUGCACGUCAGCUGAGAGCCUCAGCAAAGCCCUUCUGUGCC
Messenger RNA from Zootoca vivipara (common lizard), 7207 nucleotides. It is a transcript of the gene ST3GAL5, whose product is annotated as ST3 beta-galactoside alpha-2,3-sialyltransferase 5. Lineage: Eukaryota; Metazoa; Chordata; Lepidosauria; Squamata; Lacertidae. Gene Ontology annotation, molecular function: lactosylceramide alpha-2,3-sialyltransferase activity. The record is from RefSeq and is a predicted model, not a curated record.